AUCUGACAGUUGGUCACGUGACGUCAGACUAGCUUCCGUGUUGACAGAGCUGCUGCUUUUGUUGCUGCCCCGUGUUGAGUUUCUAAAGAGGAUGCGGUGCCGCCGCCGCCGACAUGGCUUUUUUUAAGACGCAAGAGCGAACCAAAGAACGGUUUUCUCUCUUGUUGCUGGACCUGGAGGAAUAUUACUUUGAGCAGCACACUGGUUACCACCUGAUCAGCAAUUCAAGAAAAGAGAAAAAAACCCGAGGGUCCAUUAAGGUUUGCUCCAGAUCUAUCAUAUUUGAGCCUGACAGUCAUUCAGAGCCGAUCCUAAAGGUUCCUCUGCGAGACUGUCAGAACAUUGAGUCUGUGGAGAAAGAAAACAAUCCGUUCAAUGAUCCUAAACCUCCGGUCAUCACAGUUUCAUGUGAACAGGUGAUUUUCAUCAAGGAAAGCAACGUCAUAGCGCCUUACAGAAAUGAAAGGGGAUCAAAAAAAUUAACCUUUGAAUUAGAAACUUGGAGUAAAACAGAAGAUGUGGUUCAGACAUUAAUGCAGCUCCACAGGGCUUCCUGUCUGGACAAACUAGGAGACCAGACUGCCAUGAUUGCUGCUAAUCUGCAGUCCAGACUGGCAAGGACGUCAUUUGAUAAGAACUGUUUUCAGAGUGUUGCAGAGAAUCCCCACAUGGAGUGUGCUGUAGAGAUGGUGACGCCUCUUGUGUCCAAUCCCGGCCAUGUCUGCGUUACAAAUGAAAACCUUUACUUCCAGCCUCUUAAUGGACAUCCGCAGCAUGUGAUCCAAAUCAGACUGAAUGAAGUCAGGAGAAUCUACAAAAGAAGGCAUGGUCUCAAACCUUUGGGGCUGGAGGUGUUCUGUAGUGAGAAUAACCUUUGCUCAGACAUCUACCUGAAGUUCUACGACCCAGCCGACAGAGAUGAAAUCUACUACUACAUCGCUACCUUCCUGGAGAACCAUGUUAAGGAGCACACAGCAGAGAGUUACAUGCUGCAGUGGCAAAGAGGGCAUCUCAGCAACUAUGAGUAUCUCCUCCAUUUGAAUAACCUGGCUGACCGCAGCUGCAACGACCUCUCUCAGUACCCCGUCUUCCCCUGGGUCAUAGCAGACUACACCAGCACGCACUUAGACUUAUCAAAAGCAGCCACAUUCAGAGACCUGAGUAAACCCAUUGGGGCCUUGAAUCAAGAGCGGCUUGACAGACUCCUGACCCGGUACAGAGGCAUGCCGGAACCCCGCUUCAUCUACGGAAGUCACUACUCAUCGCCCGGAUACGUCCUGUUUUACCUGGUCAGAGUCGCUCCAGAGCACAUGCUGUGUCUGCAGAAUGGCCGAUAUGACCACGCAGACCGCAUGUUCAACAGCAUCAAUGAAACAUGGAAAAACUGCUUAGAGGGAGCAACUGACUUUAAAGAGCUGAUCCCAGAGUUUUAUGGAAGUGAUUCCAGCUUCCUGGAAAACAAGUUGAAUCUUGAUUUGGGCCGAAGGCAGAAUGGAACCUUAGUUGGUGAUGUUGUUCUUCCUCCGUGGGCCUCAGAUGCAAGUGAUUUUCUUAAAAAGCAGAAGAUGGCUCUGGAGAGCCAGUACGUAUCAGAACACCUUCAUGAAUGGAUUGACUUGGUGUUUGGCUUCAAACAGAAAGGCAGUGAAGCUGUGGCAGCUCAGAAUGUGUUUCACCAUUUGACCUAUGAAGGCGGGAUUGACUGUGACAGCAUUGAGGACACAGAUCAGAGAAUAGCGAUGCUGACGCAGAUCCUGGAGUUCGGCCAGACGCCCAAACAGCUCUUCACCAGCCCACACCCUCAGAGGAUCACACCCAGGCUUCAGAAUAUUACCCGGAGCUCAAGCAUCAACUCCACCGUCAGUGAGCUGUCCCCUGUGUCUCUGUGUGAGGACUCCUCCUUUGAAGACCUGACUGAGGAGAGCAGGAAGAUGGCCUGGGCAAACAUGGGAAAUCUGAAACGGAUCUCCAGCCACAAAAUCCAUAAAGAAGCGGUGACGGGUAUUGCUGUGAGUCGAGAUGGAGCUUCUAUCUUCUCCACAUCUCAAGACUCCACCCUGAAAAUGUUCUCCAAAGAGCUGAAGGAAUUCCAGAGGAGUGUUUCCUUCUCUAACAUGGCUUUAUCCUCAUGCUUGAUGUUGGCUGAUGGCAAAACCGUCAUCUGUUCCUCAUGGGACAACAAUGUCUAUUUCUACUCCAUCCCGUACGGCCGGCGGCAGGACACGUUGAUGGGUCACGAUGAUGCUGUCAGUGACAUGUGUUGGUUUGAUGACAGACUCUAUACGGCAUCCUGGGAUUCCACCGUUAAAGUAUGGCAGUGUUCCUCCAACAACCAGUCCAGUCAUAAAAGAUGCCAGUUUGAGCCGCUGGCUGAAUUGGAGCAUGAUGCUGGGGUAAACUCGGUCAGUCUAAAUCCCACUGGAACUCUGUUGGUUUCUGGUUGUAAAGACGGGUCAGUCACCAUCUGGGACACCAGCAGCUACCAAACCCUUCAGCAGGUCCACUGCCAUGCUGGGACCAUCCACCAUUCAGCCUUCAGCCCUGAUAGCAGACAUGUCCUCAGCGUUGGUGGUGACUCCUGUAUGAAGGUCAUAGAUGUUCAGACUGGAAUGGUCAUCUCAUCCGUUAAGGCUGAAGAAGAGCAGAGAUGUUUCUGCUGGGAUGGGAGCUCUGCGCUCUGUGGAGGACAGUCAGGUGACCUUCUGCUAUGGGACCUGCUCAGCAAUACAGUUAUCAACAGGAUCCCUGCACAUUCAGGUGCUGUCACAGCUAUGUGGAUGAAUGAGCUCUGCAACACGGUCGUCACAGGCGGAGAGGACAAACAGAUCAUGUUCUGGCGGCUGCAGAGUUAAAGUUUCUCUCUCUGCAGCAGCAGGGAACUAAAUGUCCAGUGCAAUACGUGGUUCGUCUAAGUGCAGUGUUUCCUUGAGAUCAGGAAGUAAAAAGAACGCCAUUGCCUUAUUUUCAGUUCUUUUAGCCUGUUCUUCAUGCAUGAAUGUGUGGAUUUUAUUUUUUGCUUUAUAUUGUAUGUUGGAAGAGCUGUAAACCCAAGGAGAAAAGUCUGUCUAUCUAAUAGAAUGGAUGUAAAUAGUUUGAGUUUUUUUUAUUAUUAUUAAGAAUAAUGUUUCUAAUUCCAAUGCUAAUGCGCUUUUUAUUAUUGGAAGCGACCCAGUGAGUCUGUCAGAGGUUUAUGUUUCUCGAUUGUUGCUACAGAAACACAGAUGACCUGUAAAAGUUAUGUUUUCCAGUUCUUUUCUUUUUAACUCCGCUUGAAUGAUAAAAGGAACCAUAUGAAAAAUAUUUGAGGGACUUUCAUUAUUUUGUACUAUUCAGUCAUUGAAUCACUUUAAUUUUUAAAUCAUUCUAGAAUGAUUAAAUGAGUGAAAACAAGAUAAUUUACAAGAAAAUCCUUCGGGGGGAGGCAGUCUGUGGUAAAGUGUUAACUUGUCUCUGAAGCUGCCUAAUUAACCUUCAUCAAGUCUUUAAUAUUCUAAGAACCAUUUCAGAGAAAAAAACAAAACAAUGAAAGCUGCAAGUGAAGGAAAUGUGCAAUAUUUAGAACAAACCAUCCCUUUUCUAGACAUUAAUUUGCUCUUGCAGACAGACAUCCAUACAAAAUAACGCAAUUAAGAGAUUAAAAAUACAUUUUCCCAGGCUUUUUUAUCGAUUUUUAUUCUAUUCAACAACUGAUUCAUCAAAAAACAAACAUGUAUGUUUGGUAAAACAUUUACAAGCACUUGUGUGAAGCAUGCUGCAGAUUCCAUUUUUCAGUAGAAUAACAGCAUACGAAAAUACUAAUGCAAUUGCAUGAUAUACAGUUACACUGUCAAAAAGCUGUGCACCUUUAUGCUAAAUGCAUAAAGUAAAACCACAGUAUAUGAAAAGUAGCUAACAAGAUCCAAUCUAACCUGGAAAUAGAGCUAAUCAGUUAGCUUACAACUUGUCAGCUAUCUAGUCAACAUGUCUGCAAUGUAUGGCCUUCACUGUCUUAAAUCUGUUCCUUCACUAGUCCAGCAUUCUAGGAAUUAUCAAUGGAUUUUGCAAUGAACGGAGCUUAUAGCCAAUGCAGCAAAUAUUGUGCAUUAGAGUGAGAUCUGGCAAAGAUGUUUUUUUUUUUUUUUAAUGAACCUGCAUUAAAUCUGAUUCAUCUUGGUUUGAUGACAAGCAAUGUGAAAAUCCCACAGUAUUAGAAACCCUAUGGUUUUAUAAACCAGCAACCUCAAGUUUAGGUGUGAAACUUUUGGAAACACAUUUACCAAAAGCAAACACUGCAGUUCUCUUAUAUGUUGAAAAGGUAAAUCAUGAUCACCUCCUAUUAAGCCGUAAUACAGCUUGACACUUUGAUAAAAAA
Messenger RNA from Cyprinodon variegatus (sheepshead minnow), 4351 nucleotides. It is a transcript of the gene nsmaf, whose product is annotated as neutral sphingomyelinase activation associated factor. Gene Ontology annotation, molecular function: protein binding. Bases 114 to 2852 code for a protein of 912 amino acids. The record is from RefSeq and is a predicted model, not a curated record. Lineage: Eukaryota; Metazoa; Chordata; Actinopteri; Cyprinodontiformes; Cyprinodontidae. The transcript is spliced from 31 exons.